This is a messenger RNA of Manduca sexta (tobacco hornworm), 650 nucleotides long. RefSeq lists its product as uncharacterized. NCBI's taxonomy places the organism in Eukaryota, Metazoa, Arthropoda, Insecta, Lepidoptera, Sphingidae. The record is from RefSeq and is a predicted model, not a curated record. The transcript has 2 exons. Bases 57 to 650 code for a protein of 197 amino acids.
UCGAUAUACUGUGUAUUUCUAUCGCUUUAUGUCAUAAACUUACUUAUGGAUUAAAUAUGAUUGCGUAUCAUUUAAUUGUUAUUUAUUUACUGUGCUCAUUUUUAAAUUUUGCAUUUGCAAAUGUUUACACCGACAAUGAUAUCAAGAAAAUGUUCAAUUUCUACAAGAAUAAGUAUAAUAGAGUUUACAAAGAUAAACAAGACGAACAUCGUGGACUUAUGAACUUUAUUAGCAAUGUAAACAAAAUUGAAUAUCUAAACAAAAAUUCCUUAGACAAUGGGACUGUUUACACAAUAAACAAGUAUUCAGAUCUCGACUCGGACGAUGUUAAACAACAUUACGCGAUUACUGUCAAGCCAUUUAUCAAUAUGAGGAAUCAUGAGGAAACCGAUGCUCUGAGAAAUAAAAAGCAAAACGAUGUGGACGUGACGAAGUUUUACGACUUGGACAAAGCUGAAGAUUUGUAUGAUAAUUACAUGGAAAAAUACAAGAAGAACUACACGAAGAAAUAUGAUCGUUUAGUACACUAUUACAGAUUCGUAAAAACCCUUGUUGAAAUUAACAAGGCCCGUUUCGAUGGAAAUUUUAGCGUAACAUUGGAUGAAAAUGCUGAUGUUUUAAAAGAGCCAAAUGAAUAUUUCUAUACAUAA